UCCGUGACUGGCUCAUUACAGGAACACACCAAUACCACAUAGUGCAGCUGGCAGGUGAAACUCUACAAACGAACAGCUUCAAGAAAAUGGACUGCAGUCAACUCACUAACACAGCAAAAGUCAGUGUAGGAUACAAGAAGGAUGGAGCUGUACAGAAUCAGAAGGAUAUCUCAGUAGAGGAGAAAGAGAGACUCGUCAUUCUCACAAAUGAGCAGCCGUGGAAACCAUGGCAACGUUCCCGCUUCUGGGUCAAAGAGUGUCUGGUAAAGGUUAGGUGUGUCAUGGGCUCCCUGAUGGAGAUGGAGUGGUACUGUUUUGCUGCUCUCGGGGUGCUGACGGCCUUUCUUAGUUUUCUCAUGGACUUGAGUGUGGAAAAGCUGCUUCGAGCACACCAGUGGUUGUUUAGUCAGCUGGAAGGCCACUCUCUACUGCAGUUCUUGUCCUGGACCCUAUAUCCAGUCUCGCUUUGCACUCUGUCCACAACAUUUUCCCAGAGUGUAUCUCCAUUCUCAGCAGGUUCUGGAGUUCCAGAAGUGAGGACCAUGCUGUCCGGUGUGGACAUGCCACAUUAUCUGUCCCUCACCAACCUGUUUGCCAAAUACGUGGGUCUAAUCUGCACACUGGCAGCAGGUCGCACUGUCUUCCUCGGAAAAGUGGGUCCAUUUGUACACCUCUCGACCAUGGUAGGAGGCUAUCUGAACCGCCUUUGCACCGUUCUUCGCGGUGAGAGGGAGGAGAAAACUGAGGGAGCGAUGCUGGUUGUUGCUGCUGCUGUUGGAGUGGCCAGCUGCUUCGGGGCCCCAGUCAGUGGUGUGUUGUUUAGUGUGGAGGUGAUGUGCUCUCAUUUCGCCCUGAGAGACUACUGCCCCUGCUUCUUUGCAGCAGCCUGCGGAGCGCUCACCUUCCGUAUGCUCUCUGUUUGGAGCAGCGAUCAAGAGACCCUUCAGGCAUUGUUUCAAACCAACUUCUCAGAUGACUUACCCUUUUAUCCAGUGGAGAUCCUGGUCUUUACUAUUUUGGGGAUACUGUGUGGAGCAUGUAGCUGUGUUUACCUAUUCUGUCAUCGUUGGAUAUUGCAAUUCAUAAAGACAAACAAAAUACUGGUCAAAAUGUUGUCAACUGAAAAGGCCCUAUACUCAGCUAUCUUGGUAUUCCUUUUGGCAUCUCUGACUUUCCCUCUCUCUGCUGGUCAGUAUAUGGCUUCCAAUCUCACCAUGAAGCAGCUCCUCUCUUCCCUCCUGGAAAACCGGCAAUGGACCUCUACAGCUAAAAAUGCCUCAGCGGUGUUGCAACCACAGUUGUGUCCCUGGUCAGAGUGGUGUCCGUCAGGAAACCCAUGUCUUACUCUGGGAUUUUUCCUGGUCAUGAAGCUGUGGAUGCUGGUGCUGGCUUGUACCUUGCCUCUGCCUGCUGGUUACUUUAUGCCUGUCUUUAUCUAUGGUGCUGCUUUAGGACGUUUAGUUGGGGAAGCAUUGGCAUACGUGUCCUUAAAUGGCAUCUAUUCAGACCAGGAUAAAAAUCAAAUCAACCCUGGAGGCUAUGCACUGGCUGGCGCAGCAGCAUUCUCUGGGGCGGUUACACACACGCUGUCCCCCGCUCUCCUAGCUCUGGAGCUGACGGGCCAGUCAACUCAUGCCACACCUAUCCUCCUGGCCACACUGGUGGCCAAUGCCCUAGCACGUUCUGGGCAGCGCCCAUCCUUUUACGACGCUCUGUCUAUCAGCAAGAAGCUCCCACACUUACCCUCUCUGCUUCUGGUCUGCCCAAAGCUUUUUUCUGUUGCAUUAGGGAAAGUACUAAAUUCUACAGGGCCAGUAUUGGAGUGGGCAGCUGGACCAAUGGAGGUCCAGCAGGUUCUCAAUACCAGCACCCAGACACAGAUCCCUGUGGUCGAAACACUCGGCUCAAAGAUUCUGCUGGGAACAAUUAACAGAUCUGACCUGCAGACAUUUCUAUUCCACAACCACAAUAUGAUACUCAAGAAACAGUUGGGAGAUAUAUGUCCUAUUCAACCUGUUUCUGUCCAAAUCUCUCCUGACACAACUGUACAGGAGGCUCAUAGAGUCCUAAGUGUGCUGUGUGGCCAAAGCCUGUUUGUGACUGAGAAAGGGAGGCUAUGUGGUGUUGUCACAUGGCCAGAGAUGAAAAGAAUGAUGGAGGAUUUGACCAAUGACCUCUGAGCUGUGGACAUAAAAAAAAAUAUAUUCUAUACUCC
Esox lucius (northern pike) is the source of this 2215-nucleotide messenger RNA. RefSeq names its product chloride channel K (gene clcnk). The record is from RefSeq and is a predicted model, not a curated record. NCBI's taxonomy places the organism in Eukaryota, Metazoa, Chordata, Actinopteri, Esociformes, Esocidae. Gene Ontology annotation, biological process: transmembrane transport; chloride transport. The coding region runs from base 87 to 2180 and encodes 697 amino acids. Gene Ontology annotation, molecular function: voltage-gated chloride channel activity. Gene Ontology annotation, cellular component: membrane. The transcript is spliced from 20 exons.